Molecule: messenger RNA, 759 nt
Organism: Moneuplotes crassus
Lineage: Eukaryota; Ciliophora; Spirotrichea; Euplotida; Euplotidae
Source: the annotation of a GenBank genome assembly
UAAAAAUCCAAAUGUCUCUUCCUUACCCUCGGUAUAGGCUUUCUCCUGAGUAUUUUAAUUAUGAGCAGAAUGAAGAUGGGACUUAUGAACUUGAAGAUCCUGAUCCGAUAAAUCAGAAGAUGAAGUUAUCAUUGAAGUUACUAAGUAGGCAGAAGGAGCUUAAAUAAGGAAAUAAAGAGGCUUAUCAAAAGAAAGAAGCAGAGAAAAAUUAAUUUAAAAACCCAGUUACAUAAUAUCCAGAAUAUUAGAAUAGAAAGAAAUGCUUCUGUUCAGCCAACUCCAGCUCAGAUAAAGCCAUUUCAAGCUCAAAUCGUCAACAAUUAUUAUAAAUCUCGAAGCAAAUUCUUAAAAGACAUGAAUCACACCAUUAACCAUCCUGAACCUUCCCAUUCCCCCAUAAACCCAUACCUAACCUCCCUAAACCCCCCUCCCAAGCCUCAAAUAGACACCAACAAACUUCGCUUAAACUUAAGAAACAUGUUAAUCCAAAAAGACGUCCUCAAGCACAACCUGAGUCACGAACCUAAAGAAGAGAAUCUGCGACUUGACGAAGGCUGAAGGAUGAUCGGAAGAAGAGACCAGCUGGCAGAUUAUCUGUACAAUAGGUUGGUUCAGAAGGAGAAGGAUUUUGGGGAAGAGGACUGGGGGAGAAGGAAAGAGAGGAAUUAUGGAAGGAAUACGGUGUUUGGGAGGAGAGAGGGUGGGAUAGGAGAGAUUGGAGGGAGGAGGGAUAGUACUGCUACUCUUCCUUCAAUUUAG